AUGCGAUAUAACGCUCAUUUGGGUGAUACAUAUAUGCUUAUUGUUGCGGCCGUGCGAGAGAUGACAUUUGGAAAAAUGAUGCUGGCAAUAGCACAUCUAGUGGAGAAAGCUGAAGGCUCGUGGCACCAGAAUCUUAAAGAUUCUGGUGCCACUCAGUUUAGAAAUCAAGGAACCGUUGCCAAUCGUGGACCUAUUUUGGAUGUAGCUCAUGUGGACCCACGCUGGAAAGCAUUGGUCCAGAAAAAAAUUCAGAAUGCGAACGGAGAGUUAGGAAAAUCGCGAAUACAAGCUGAUUCAAGCGACGAUGAACACUUUUGCCCGUCGCAAGGCCCAGCAUCACCGGGUUUCAACUUGUCGGUAGUCCACCUGUUGUACGAGACCGGACGUGGACACCAAGCGAUAAGAUACACGCAUACCGACGUGUAUGCUAAGAAGAUCGCCAGAUAUCUCGGUGGUAUAGAAGACGAACGUAGUGUGCCUUGUGUACGUGUCGUUGUGAAUAAUGAGGGUGGACCAGCUAACAAAGGCACUACUGACGCCGCGGCUAUUGGUUCGGCUUUCGUUAGCGUUUAG
Molecule: messenger RNA, 573 nt
Organism: Plasmopara halstedii
Lineage: Eukaryota; Oomycota; Peronosporomycetes; Peronosporales; Peronosporaceae
Exons: 5
Coding region: 1-573 (190 amino acids)
Source: RefSeq, a predicted model, not a curated record